AUGGAGAUUGAGCUGGAGGUUCGAAGAGUUGAGAGCCAAAAAAGGAUAACUUCCACAAAGAUUAGACAUGUCUUUUCUUCGGAGCUUGUUUACUUGGAUGACUUCACCAUAACCAUCCCUGUUUAUGGUUUUAAAGACAAGGAAUAUGAAUAUACCGGAUCCAUUUUCUCUAGAACAAAAGACUUGUUGGGAAAGAUUGGAGGGAAAGGAGUCUUAGGGGUACUCUACGAAGACCGAAUGGAAGUUCUGAAGGGCCUUGACAGACCCAUUCUUCGAUGUCUUUACAAGGACGGGGAUUUGAUAAGGAUAUGCAGUUUACGAAGAUUGGUGGUGGUUGAGCCAAGGAGCUCUGUAGCAAAUGUGACCUUUACAAGGAUGGUGUUACAAGACCAAUCCAAAUUUGCAGCACUCAAGAAACUUAGAAUGGUGAAUUGCAAUAUCAAGAAGAUCCCAGAUCUUUCGAUGAUGAAGCUUACACAUUUAGAUCUAAGCCAUAACAACAUAUCCGGAGUAGUGUAUGUUUGUGGCCAAUUCAACACUGUCAAUCUUUCGCAUAACAAAAUAACCAGAGUCAUUAGGAUGAAGGCGUCGAAUCUGGACAUUUCGUAUAACGAGAUAACCAGAUUCUUCCAAGAAUCUACAUAUCAGAACUUGAACCUGAGCCACAACCCCCUGGAACACUACAAUGCAGAAGCCAGGGUACUAAAUCUAUCCCACACAAUGCUAAAGUCAUUGGAAUCACAAAUAACAAAGAAGCUGAUUGUAGAUGGGACAAAGGAAAUCCGUCUCGGAACAUUUGAAAAUCUUGUAUUCCUGAGUGUAAAUUUCUGCAGCCUACGUCUCUUGUCGUUUAAUGCAAGGAAGUUAAGAGUCCUGAAGGCCAGAAACAAUUUUAUAGAGGAAGUUCCCUUUUUUCCAUUUCUUGAGUACUUGGAUAUUUCUGGAAACCUUAUACAUGGAAUAGCAAGCAAAGGAGUCAGGUUCCUCGAUGCCUCCAAGAAUCAGAUAAUGGUUUUUAACCUUGCAAAAUGGAAAAAUCUGGAGCACCUGAAUCUUUCGUACAACCCGCUUGUCAGCCUUGAGAAUUACGGAGAAAUGGAAUUGAAGUUCCUCAAUCUAAAAGGUACAAAUGUUAUAAAAGAUUUUAGAGGGAAUAGAAUAGAAAAGAAUGUACACAAAUGCUUAGAGAAGAAAAAGGAGAUCGAACGAUUUAUAGUCCAUCCUAAAGGAAUCAAUGGAAGACUCCUCGUUAUAUCUAUGGGGGACUUUGAGGCUGGUGUCUUUGAAAUACUUGAAACUAUCCAGGUAAGAAUACAGGAAACCUCUAAUUCCUAUGAAUAUUUUCAGAAGUUUUGCUCUCUUCUUCGGAAGAUGAUUUUUGCAAGAGGAGCCAGAAUAGGAUAUGCAUUGUGCAUGGUGACGCCCAAGCAUGUUAUCCUUAACGGAAGAGGGAUUGAGGUUGUGUUUUCCAACUUUGCGGAGAUUAAGAUUCUCGAAGGCCCCGAUGUUGUCGAGGUGUAUGACAACAUUGGAAACUGGCAUUUUAUCCCUCUAUUCUGCAGCUUCAAAGGAAGUAUUGCAAGAUUUGACAUAUUGGAUACGGUCAGGAAUGAUCUGGGCCUUGUAUUAGAUUUCAUAGGCCACCAAUGCCCUCUCUCUGCAGUAAUGGCAAUCUCAAACACAUCCAAACUACCCAAAAACUCAAAGGCAAGUGUAGAGCUAAUAUCCAGAAUUGACCUUCCAAGUAAGAUAUCAUAUGAGACGGUUAUCAGAAGCAUUCUUAGGAAAAAAGGGAACGAAAAUGGAGUUCAGGGAAGUGAAAACUAUAACUUUGCGAGAAAAAGCAGCACAAGGCAAUUCUACGGUACUCUUCUCCUUAAUCCAAAUCCUAUUUUUGCAUUCUGCAAGCUUAUUCCAAAAGACACAAGCUACAGAUAUGUUAUUGGGAAUGUUAUGAAUAUAAUGAGAAUGAUGAGCAAUGUGUUUUCUGGAACUCGGAUUGAGUUUUUCUCAAGAAUAUGGAUUGUUGCAUUUCAUGACAGAGUAGAGGCUUGUCUGUGGGGAAUAAGGAUUCAAGAAAUGCUCAGGUGUCUAGGGAUUGAUGUUGGAAUAGGGAUAACAUGCGGGACCUUCUAUACAAGGAUAAUGAACAACCAUGUAAGGUUUUAUGGCCCUGUGCUCAACAAGGCGUCUCGGAUUGCGAAUCUUGGGAUCGGGGUGUUCUGUUGCCAUUGUGUGUGGACAAAGCACUCGAAGAUUAUGUACAUAAGUCAGGGAAGGAGAAUUUUCCGAGGAUUUAAGGAACCACAUUUAAUUUACACACCUCAACUAUCUGAAAAGACAUAG
Molecule: messenger RNA, 2346 nt
Organism: Encephalitozoon intestinalis ATCC 50506
Lineage: Eukaryota; Fungi; Microsporidia; Unikaryonidae
Exons: 1
Coding region: 1-2346 (781 amino acids)
Molecular function (GO): protein binding
Source: RefSeq, a predicted model, not a curated record